Orycteropus afer afer is the source of this 1897-nucleotide messenger RNA. It is a transcript of the gene C9orf72, whose product is annotated as C9orf72-SMCR8 complex subunit. Gene Ontology annotation, molecular function: guanyl-nucleotide exchange factor activity. Gene Ontology annotation, biological process: endocytosis; autophagy. Gene Ontology annotation, cellular component: autophagosome; endosome. Lineage: Eukaryota; Metazoa; Chordata; Mammalia; Tubulidentata; Orycteropodidae. The record is from RefSeq and is a predicted model, not a curated record.
AAAUCUCUGGAACACUUGGAUAAUGUGACAAUUGUGAUGCAGUGAUGUCGACUCUCUGUCCACCACCAUCUCCAGCUGUUGCCAAGACAGAGAUUGCUUUAAGUGGCGAAUCACCUUUAUUAGCAGCUACCUUUGCUUACUGGGACAAUAUUCUUGGUCCUAGAGUAAGGCACAUUUGGGCUCCCAAGACAGAACAAGUACUUCUCAGUGAUGGAGAAAUAACUUUUCUUGCUAACCACACUCUAAAUGGGGAAAUCCUUCGAAAUGCAGAGAGUGGAGCUAUAGAUGUAAAGUUUUUUGUCUUGUCUGAAAAAGGAGUAAUAAUUGUUUCUUUAAUCUUCGAUGGAAACUGGAAUGGGGAUAGAAGUACAUAUGGAUUAUCAAUUAUACUUCCACAGACGGAACUUAGUUUCUAUCUCCCACUUCACAAGGUGUGUGUUGAUAGAUUAACACACAUUAUUCGGAAAGGAAGGAUAUGGAUGCAUAAAGAAAGGCAAGAAAAUGUUCAGAAGAUUGUCUUAGAAGGUACAGAGAGAAUGGAAGAUCAGGGUCAGAGUAUUAUUCCAAUGCUGACUGGGGAGGUAAUCCCUGUAAUGCAACUGCUUUCAUCUAUGAAAUCACACAGUGUUUCUGAAGAAAUAGAUAUAGCUGAUACUGUACUGAAUGAUGAUGAUAUUGGUGAUAGCUGUCAUGAAGGCUUCCUUCUCAAUGCCAUCAGCUCACACCUGCAAACAUGUGGCUGUUCUGUAGUCGUAGGUAGUAGUGCUGAGAAAGUAAAUAAGAUAGUGAGAACAUUAUGCCUUUUUCUGACUCCAGCAGAGAGAAAAUGCUCCAGAUUAUGUGAAGCUGAGUCAUCAUUUAAAUAUGAGUCAGGGCUCUUUGUACAAGGCCUGCUAAAGGACUCAACUGGAAGCUUUGUGCUACCCUUCCGGCAAGUCAUGUAUGCUCCCUAUCCUACCACGCACAUAGAUGUGGACAUCAAUACUGUCAAGCAGAUGCCACCCUGUCAUGAGCAUAUUUAUAAUCAGCGUAGAUACAUGAGAUCAGAGCUGACAGCAUUCUGGAGAGCCACUUCAGAAGAUGACAUGGCUCAGGAUACAAUCAUCUACACAGACGAGAGCUUCACUCCUGAUUUGAAUAUUUUUCAAGAUGUCUUACACAGAGACACUCUAGUAAAAGCCUUCCUAGAUCAGGUCUUUCAUUUGAAACCUGGUUUAUCUCUCAGGAGUACUUUCCUUGCACAGUUUCUACUUGUCCUCCACAGAAAAGCCUUGACAUUAAUAAAAUAUAUAGAAGAUGAUACGCAAAAGGGAAAAAAGCCCUUUAAAUCUCUUCGGAACCUGAAGAUAGACCUUGAUCUAACAGCAGAGGGCGAUCUUAACAUAAUAAUGGCUUUAGCUGAAAAAAUUAAACCUGGCCUACAUUCAUUUAUCUUUGGGAGACCUUUCUACACUAGUGUACAAGAACGGGAUGUUCUAAUGACUUUUUAAAUGUGUAGCUUGUUAAUUAUAUUUCAUCACAAUCAUGACUGCUGUUAAAGUAGCACAGUGGUGGGAGACAUAACCCUCUGGUCAUGCCCCCACAGUGCUACUCAGCAAUUGCAGUUAAUGGAGUUACACUACAGUUGUCACAAGAAAUCUGUAAGGGAGUAUCAGCUGCAUCGUGAGAAUGGCACCUCUUUUCCUGGAUGAACUAUCUUGGGAUACAUCUUAUGUUUACAGUUAUAAUAAAAAUUAUUGCUGUCUUUUAAAGAUAUAAUGAUAAUAGGAUAUAAACUUGACCACAACUACUGUUUUUUGAAACUUAAUGAUUCGUGGUUUACAUGGAUCAAAGUGAAAUCUGAGUUAGCUUUAACUAGGGAAAAUACUAGUUGACUCUCCAUUUUUUAGUGUUCCUU